AUGGCACACGGUGGUGCUGAUUUUAUGGCAUGCAAACAAGAAGAAGAGAACAAGGCUGCUUGGCUUCAUGGGAUCAAAACCCUUAAGAUUCAGCCUUACCAUCUCCCUCCUCUUGGUCCUCUUGAUGUUAAAGUAAAGAUAAAGGCUCUUGGUAUAUGUGGAAGUGAUGUUCAUUACUUCAAGACCAUGAGAUGUGCAAGCUUUGUUGUCAAGAAGCCAAUGGUGAUAGGACAUGAAUCUGCUGGGAUUAUUGAAGAAGUUGGGAGUGAAGUGAAGUCUCUAGCUGUUGGCGAUCGAGUAGCUUUGGAGCCUGGAAUCAGUUGCCGAAGAUGCAAUCUUUGCAAAGAAGGUCGCUACAAUUUAUGUCCUGAAAUGAAGUUCUUUGGUUCUCCACCAACCAAUGGCUCUCUUGCCAACAAGGUAGUGCAUCCGGCAAAUCUUUGCUUCAAACUACCCGACAAUGUGAGCUUGUCGGAAGGAGCUAUGUGUGAGCCCCUCAGUGUUGGUGUCCAUGCAUGUCGCCGUGCACAAAUCGGUCCCGAGACAAAUGUAUUGAUCAUGGGAGCAGGACCAAUAGGCCUCGUCACUUUGCUUGUUGCUCGUGCAUUUGGUGCCCCUAGAGUGGUGAUUGUUGACGUUGAUGAUCGCCGAUUAUCCGUCGCAAGGAAUCUUGGUGCAGAUGAGAUUAUUCAUGUCUCGACGAAUAUUCAGGAUGUAGGUGAAGAAGUAAUAAAGAUACAAAAUGCUAUGGGUUCAGGAAUUGAUGUGAGCUUUGAUUGUGUUGGAUACAACAAAACCAUGAGUACAGCUCUGAAUGCCACAAGUUCAGGUGGCAAAGUUUGCCUUAUUGGAUUGGCCCUGACCGAGAUGACUGUGCCUCUUACCCCGGCUGCUGCAAGGGAGGUGGAUGUUAUUGGCAUAUUCCGCUAUCGGAACACAUGGCCGCUCUGCAUUGAGUUAUUGAGAACUGGCAAGAUUGAUGUUAAGCCCCUCAUAACUCACAGGUUUCGCUUCUCACAAGAGGAGGUAGAACAAGCCUUUGAAACUAGUGCCCAAGGUGGCGAUGCCAUUAAGGUCAUGUUUAACAUGUAG
Dovyalis caffra is the source of this 1092-nucleotide messenger RNA. The record is from the annotation of a GenBank genome assembly. NCBI's taxonomy places the organism in Eukaryota, Viridiplantae, Streptophyta, Magnoliopsida, Malpighiales, Salicaceae.